AGCAUGUGUCGCGUGUGGUCGGCGGACCAUCCAUGGAUCGGCAUCGUUCACGAGACAGAAAAACACGCCAGCCCGCACAUGCGGUGCUUGGCGUAGAAUACGAUAUCGUGGGGUGACGCGCAGGGGAGGAUGAAGUGAGUGCUCGGGCGUGACUCCCUGUGGUCAGCCUGCGAUCAAUCGCACUUGCCUGCUCACCGAUAGGACCCGCCGCACACGUGGAUAGUAUGGCAAUAGCUUCCAAGCUCGUGAACCAGGCACUGAGGCAACGAGUAACGAAUUUCAUGUAGUCGUGCUGACUAAUCCCGAUCCCAUCCCCUCGGUAGCUCACCUCCGCAACCACCUCCGCAACCCCCUCCGCAACCACCGCAACUUCCCUCAACACUCCACAAUGGCCGGCGCACGCAGAUCGACGCGUCAAUCCGCUGCCACAGCCCCAAAGUAUGCGGAUUCAGACUCGUCAGCGUCCGAAGAAGUACCGAAAAAGCGCAAUGCAAAGAAGUCGACGCGUCGCAAGCGCGCGCGAGAGGACGACGCCGAAGAUGCGGUGAACGGGGACAGGUCCACCGCCUCCACCCCACCCACCACGCAGCCCUCCUCCCUCGAGCCCACCUCCCCCUCCAACCGCACUCCCACCGGCGCGCAGGAAAUAUACUGGCUCCUCAAAGCCGAGCCCCUGCCGCGCUUCGAAAACGGCGUCAACGUCGCCUUCUCCAUCGACGACCUCGCCGCCUGCACCACCCCCGAGCCCUGGUCCGGCGUGCGCAACCCGCAGGCCUGCAAGAACAUGCGCGCCAUGCGCAAGGGCGAUCUGGGCUUCUUCUACCACAGCAACGGGAAGCCGAGCGGGGUUGCGGGGAUACUGAGGGUCGUGGAGGAGGCCAAGGUGGAUGAGAGCGCGUUUGAUAGCAAGGAUGCUUACUAUGAUAAGAAGAGUGAAAGGGAGAAGCCAAAGUGGUACUGUGUUGGGGUGGAGUUCGUGAGCAAGUUUGGCGAGGUGGUGGAUUUGGCUACUAUCAAGGGACAUGCUGGGAAGGGUGGGAAGCUGGAGAACAUGCAGUUGGUGAAGCAGGGGAGGCUGAGCGUGAAUAGGGUGAGGAAGGAGGAGUGGGAUUUUAUCCUGGAAUUAGCCGGGGAGAACGGGGACAGGUUAGAAGAGAAGAAGGGAGAAGCCCUCCCGGCACCUGCUGGAGAGAAGAAUAGUAAGGAGGACUGUGAUUCAGACGGGAAGAAGCCGGAAGACGGUUGCUCUUGAGGCGUGAGGCCGGGUGUGAGGGACAAGCUUCGACACAGCAACGAUUGACGACGAUUAUGGUUGCAAUUUGGAGACUGCUAGCCCAGCGUUCACCGCAGCAUGAGCAGCCAUGACCUACAUCCACGCUCUCCACCAUGAUAGAGCACACAUUCUUACACUUGCA
This is a messenger RNA of Paraphaeosphaeria sporulosa, 1415 nucleotides long. RefSeq names its product DUF55-domain-containing protein. Bases 389 to 1252 code for a protein of 287 amino acids. The record is from RefSeq and is a predicted model, not a curated record. Gene Ontology annotation, cellular component: nucleus. The transcript is spliced from 3 exons. Lineage: Eukaryota; Fungi; Ascomycota; Dothideomycetes; Pleosporales; Didymosphaeriaceae.